Molecule: messenger RNA, 5394 nt
Organism: Biomphalaria glabrata
Lineage: Eukaryota; Metazoa; Mollusca; Gastropoda; Planorbidae
Exons: 19
Coding region: 88-2931 (947 amino acids)
Source: RefSeq, a predicted model, not a curated record
UAGAGUAAACAGAAUCAUUGAGCAAGAAGGAAGUAAAAUACACAGUUAAUCUCUUAAACAAUAUCAUUCUCAGUACAUGAACGAGAAAUGUGGAACUUCUGUAUCGUAUUUCUCUGGACCUUUUUGAGUAUUUACAUGAUAAAACAUACUCAAGCCUAUACAAGAUGCACCAAACCAGAUACCCGUAAAACGGCUUAUAGGUAUAGCUGUACACAGAGUUCUCAGUGUUUGACUGAAUACUGUGACCCAUAUUUAGGGCUAUGUUCAUGUCCAUCAGGCUCAUUUAUAGACUCAAUUAGUGGACUAUGUGUUCAAAACAGCGGCUCCAUCCAUACCUUAGCUGGAGAGUGUGGUUACCUUACCAGCCCAAGCAGCGUCAGCACAGGAAGCCUGGUAACUUGGAGUAUCCGCGGAGAGAAUGGGACUUAUACCACUAUAAUUGUUUUAGAGAUAAACAUGAAUCCAACAAGCUGUUCGACAAACUAUUUGGAAAUUUUGGAAAAUUCUUCAACCUUACUUAGCAAAACAUGUGAUGGCUCAUAUAACAUGCCGAGAUUCCAUGCUUCUAAAUCAAAUAAUACUCUAACAGUUUCAUAUCGAAAGGCUUCCAGUGGAUACCGAGGAUUUAGAGCUAUAUAUUAUACAAGACGUGAUUACAGUGAAUUAAAUGAAACAAUGGGAUAUAUUGUAAGCCCAGGAUAUCCUGUGUCCUAUACUACACGAUUGAACAACACCUGGCUUAUUGCAACAGAGCCUGGGCAUAUAAUUAAAACAACAUUUUUAGUAGAUACUGAGAACACUCGUGAUUACGUGAGAGUGUAUGACGGACGAUAUUUGUUUUCUUCAACAUUGACAACUUUAACUGGAUCAGUGUCUCUGAGAACUGUGACGUCAACAGCCAAUUAUAUGUUGAUACAGUUCACAACAGAUUAUUCUGUAAACCGCGCUGGAUUUAGAGCCACGUAUGAAGUAUAUGACCUCGGUUAUGGUAACAGGUGCAGUUCAAUCAGCUUGUGUACACCAGGACUGACCUGCUUAGAUGGUCAUUGUGCAUGUCCAACUACACAAUAUUAUAACCCAAUCAAUGGCUUUUGUCUUUCUAGAGUUUCUUUUAGAAAUCCAUGUCCGCUUUCUGAGGAAUGUCUUCAAGGCUUAGUUUGUCGUGAAUCUGUUUGUCUUUGCUUAACAACUCAAUAUUAUCAAUACAGUUCUGGAACUUGUAAAAACGGUGUGGUUUAUGGCAAAAAUUGCACGAAUUCCAAUUGUGUGGAUGGUCUUAAUUGCUACUUAGGUGUAUGCAACUGUUCCAGUAAUCAAUAUUACGAUCGAUCGUUUGGAAUUUGUAAAGUCAGAAUAGCUCAUGGAAAUAGUUGCUCAGGUACAGAGCAAUGUGUUGUUGGACUCACCUGUACUGGAACAAAGUGUGGAUGUUUGACCAGUCAUUAUUAUGAUUUUAGUUCUUCAACGUGCAGAACGAGACUUUCGCACGGAAGUUAUUGUACGUCAGCAAGCCAAUGUCAACAAGAUUUUGUAUGUACUGAGAAUUAUUGCAGAUGUUUUACCAAUACUUAUUACAAUAGUAGAACAUGUGUAGCUCAACUUUCUCAUGCCGUGAGCAGCUGUUCAUCUUCUGAUGAAUGUUUAAGUCCUUAUGUAUGUAGAUAUGAGAAAAACUUCCUUAAAGUAUGUCUUUGCCCUAGCGACAUGUAUUUUGAUACAUUUUACUGUCAAAAUUAUUCAGCUCUACAGGCUAGAGUUUCCAACAGUUCAAUAGUCAAGACAGAUUCAAUACUUCUGAAAUGGACAACGUCAACAUGGAAGUCUAUGUUCUCUUUCACUGUUGAAUGGGGAAGAAAAUACGUGUUGACAAAUACGAGUGAGCUCUACGUAGACGGUCUGUUACCUGGAAGUACCUAUUACUUUACCAUCACCACAAACAUACCUGGAGAUGAUUAUUACAAUAAUAAAUCUGUCCAGUCUAAAUCAUCUAUAGUAACAAAACAAGUUCCAGGCAAUACAUGCUCUAGCAAUUACACAUGUUCUGAAAACGCAAGCUGUGUCUAUGGUGUGUGUACAUGUUUAAGUCAGUUCUAUGUGAAUCGAGUCUUGAAAACAUGUGAACCAAGACAGAUAAAAGGUUACGAAUGCAGUCGAACAGAUGAAUGUAAAGAUACAAUGAUUUGUGUAAACCGAAGAUGUGACUGUCAGUCAGGAUACUACUACCACAACAACAAGCAAGACUGUUUUGGAGCCCUCAAGAAAGGACAACUGUGCGAUCCUUCAAUUGAGAAUGUAUGUGAGUUACCGGACCUUAUCUGUUCACGUGAAAGCGUAUACACAACUAAUUACACUUGUCAACAAAAGUAUACAAAUCCAGACGAAAUAGUUUUUCAUGAGACAGAUGAACACAACAACACAGUGUCUAUAGCUGUUGCCGUUGUUGGUUGGGUUGCUGCCCUUGUUGCUUUCAUCACUGUAAUUAUUCUAUGUUCAAGAAUCCGCAGAAAGUCCUCCACUAAUGGCAGCAAGGAUACAACCGCAACUGUUCACGACCUAAGGAGAUCCAAUAUAUCGACCGUUCCUCCAAAAAAUGACUACAGAUCUUUUCCUACCACAACAGAUCCACAAUCAACCACUAGUACAACAAGUGCGCCUGAUGUAUCGCCAGUACAGUCAACAGUGCCCGCUAUGACGUCUGCUAAGCCUGCGACAUCAGCCAAGACCAAUAAUGCUACUGUCUCAGUCAAGCCUAAAUUUGUUUACGACAAUAAAACGUACACACCUGACUUAGCUAAAAAAAAUGAGAGCCAAUAUGACGAAAUUGACAUGGAGCUGAUUUUAGCCGCUUACAUCCAUGAGGAUAGUAACGACCAAGUUUAUCAGAAUGUUCAAAUCCCGAAAGAAAAUGAGUACAACAAUUCUAACAUUUAAAACUCCCAAUUCUGUGUCCGCUUUAUAUCAGUGUAAAGACCUUAGUGUCCUCAUAUUUAUACCAUGUGGCUUUAUUAACUCUUUGCAUAAAGCUGCAUAUAACCUUAGCAACCAAAAAGAAAUAAAACUAAUAUACUUGUGUGUGUAGGAUUUUUGUAGACGGUCGUUGGUUUUAGUAUCAAACUUCUGGUAGGCAACUAAACCCUGAUAGGCGUAGUUACAGCUUAAACUUGAAAUAAUUUACAUCACUUCUUUGUAAAAAAAACUACAUAGAAAUUUUAUUUCAAUAUACUGAAUAGAGAUACAUUUAGCUUGACAUACAAUGAAAUUACUAUAAUAGACUUUGUAGUACUAUCAACUGGUAUUCUGAACAAAAUCAAACGCACUAGGAAAACACGUCUUUUAACUCUAGCAAUCUGGAGUCUGUUUCUUUUUCUCUUUGAAACUGUCUUUCUUGCUCUUUUGCUUCUAUUUCUUCUCUCUUUCACUUCUCUCUUUCUUCUCUUUUACUUCUCUUAUUCUCUCUUUUACUUCUCUUUCUUCUCUUUUACUUAUCUUUCUUCUCUCCAUUACUUCUCUUUCUUCUGUCUUUUACUUCUCUUUCUUCUCUCUUUUAAUUCUCUUUCUUUUCUCUUUUACUUCUCUUUCUUCUCUCCAUUGCUUCUCUUUCUUCUCUCUUUUACUUCUCUUUCUUCUCUCUUGUACUUCUCUUUUUUCUCUCUUUUACUUAUUUUUCUUCUUUCUUUUACUUCUCUUUCUUCUUUCUUUUAAUUAUCUUUCUUCUCUCUUACUUCUUUGUCUUCUCUAUUUUACUUAUCUUUUAUCUUUCUUUUACUUCUUUUAAUUCUCUCUUUUACUUCUCGUAUUCUCUCUUUUACUUAUCUUUCUUCUCUCCAUUACUUAUCUUUCUUCUAUCUUUUACUUCUCUUUCUUCUCUUUUUUACUUCUCUCUUUAAUAUUCCUGGUGCAAUCUUGAUUGAACAAACUUGGUUUUCUCAUUUCCCUUCCAAGCUAACUUAUCUGCUAAUUCUAUAAUUUUAUUAUUAUCUGCUAUCUUAGUAAUAUUUUAUUUGUAGACUGACUUUAUGUUAUUACAGAACAAAUGAUUAAAUGUGUACAAUGGCAGGUAUUAAAUUAUAGUAAGCACACUACAAUGAGCCUUACCAAAAUCAAUACUAUAAAGUAGAAUUUAAGGCGUAUGUAUGUAUUUGCGAAAUAGAAAUGAAAAACUUUUGACCAAUCUUGAUAAAACUUGGCAUAAAUGUUUCUUGGGUACUAACUUAGACCGUAAUGUAUGUAAAACAAACUUAAGACCCUCAAAAAAAUGUUGACCAACUCUAUUAAAGCCUUAGUAUUUUAUAAAUAUCUUUUCAUGUUUACAUGAGAGAAGAUCGAAAGGAUCUAGUUCUAGAUCUAAUUUUUAAAACUACACUUUGCGAAGAUAUUUUUCACUUUGACAAAUGAACAUACAAAAUAUAGUGUACUGAUUUCAUUAUUUAAUAAAAUUAACCUUCACAUUUGUGUCCCAAAGCAUUUUUUACAUAAAUUGGUUACUUAUAUCUGCGACCCAAUUUUUAAUUCCUGACGUACAUUCUUUCAUUAGACUUUAGACAAGUUACACAUCUCUCUUUUCCUAUGUCUAAUUCAGCUCUAAGAUGAUAGAACUUCUCUUCCCAAAGAUAGUUUUAUAAUCAAACACAUGAACAUACUAAUUAUAGUCUUAUUCCUUUUUAAAUUUUUAUCAAAUUAACUUUCAAAUUUGAUUCUAAACUAUUCUAAAGCAUUUUUACAUAAAUUCGUUCGCCAUGAGUGCAACUCUAUUCUUGAUAUCACGUGCUUCUAAAUAUAGAUCUAUACACAAGCCAAUGUUUUCAUUAAAAAAUUAUCUAUUUUUAGCUCCAUUCAUAAUAUAUUUUUAUUCAUGAAUUCAGGCAUUUGCGUUACUUAUAAGAUUAUUAUUUUCUUUAAUUUUUUCUAAUGCCCUAUAUAAGUGACUAUAUCAGCAAUGGCAAGUUCAAGUUAAGCCCCGCGGGCAGCGGGUUAUAUCUGUCUAGUAGCAGUAUAAAUGAAAUAAAGUAAAUGCAGAUAGUUUCAGUACACACAAAAUAUUACAAGAAUAUCGCUAUACCUAUCAAUUGUUGUAAAUAUUUAGUUGUGAACAUGUUCGUAAAACUUCAGUCAACUUUUAAUUCUAACGUAAUUAACUUGUACGUUUGAAACAUCUUUAAGCUAGUGAGUUGUCAGUGGGUUUUGUUAAUGUCAUUAUUGUCUAAUCAUUUGCAAGCUGAUAUAAAAUAAGCAAUUAUUUCCCAUUACCAUUCUUUCAAUGACUAAGUAUGUUAAUGAGCUCCGCUUCUGUUGCUGAGCUGAAUGCUGUUGAAACAAAUAUAAAUCUGCCAACGCCUAAGGCGUGCGUACACUUUAAAACAUUUAAGCAUAUCAAUAAAAAGUUCAUGUUGUUAA